Messenger RNA from Lycium barbarum (goji berry), 870 nucleotides. RefSeq lists its product as uncharacterized. The coding region runs from base 27 to 671 and encodes 214 amino acids. The transcript has 3 exons. The record is from RefSeq and is a predicted model, not a curated record. Lineage: Eukaryota; Viridiplantae; Streptophyta; Magnoliopsida; Solanales; Solanaceae.
CUUUAGCUAGAAAGAACACGAAUAAGAUGGAGAUCGCAAGAAUGACUAGAGGGUGUGUGGUUCUCAUGUUCCUGAUGGCUGCAAUUGCAUUUUGCGGCCAUCAACAAGCGGUGGCGAAAGACGUCGCCACCUAUUCAAAAUCACGCCCUAGCAAGCCCAGUAAUUGCAGCGAUAGCGAUACGAAGAAAAUAAAGAGGUGCAUGACAAAAACAGUCUCUAUAGAUAAAUGCUGCCCAUUAUAUAAGAGGACAAUUGGCACAAACUGUAAGUGUUACCGUUAUGCUGAGGACUUGGACAAUCAAGCUUUAAUUACUCUUGAGAGUUAUUGUGAUGUCAAUAAUCCAUGUAAAAGUGUUCAAGGAGUACUGGUAGCUGAUGGGAGCAAGGCUGGCACAACGGAAGCAGUCCCCACCAUUUCUGCCAGCCCUAGCCCCCGGCUCCGGCCUGGCGCUCGGCCGCAGCCGAAAUGCAGUGCUGCUGAUAAAGCAAAGGUGAAAACUUGCAUGACAAAAACAAGCUCUAUAGAUGAAUGUUGCCCAACAUUCACGAGCAUACUGGGCAGGAGUUGUCCUUGCUAUGCUUAUGCAAUUGAAUUAGACAAUCAGGUUUUCAUUACUCUUCAGGCUUAUUGUGGUGUUAGCAAUCCUUGUAAGCAAGUGCAAGUGAUAUAAUUGAGCUAGCCAGGAUGAAAAUGGAAGAAAUAUUAGUAAUGAGACGUUUAAUUCCUAAUUCUGCAUGAGAUGAACAACUCCUAGCUAUUUGUCAACUUAUGUACUUUUAUCUUCGUAACAAGGUUUUAGUUUUCAAGAGGAAGAGUUGUACUGUUUAUCUAAGACUUUGAGCAAUAAUUUAGCCUCCUUUUGCAUUACA